GUCGCCUAGUCUUUGGGACAGCCUCUCACACAUCAUCUCUAUUGCCGCAGCAAUUGGGAAACUAACUCACCUGCAACCUCCUCAACCAAAUAACCCACAACGUGUUGACUACUGCCAACUGACAUGGAGACCCAGACAAAACAAGGACACCACUCACUUUGCCACACCUGCCGGAGAACGGGGAUCAGCCGACUGAAGGUCAAGAAGAUGUCUUCGUCCAGUCGCGCGCUGCUGUUUGCACUGGCCCUGGCGCUCUACGUUGUGGAAAUAGCCUCGGCAGAGACGCUGUGUGGGGGAGAGCUGGUGGAUGCGCUGCAGUUUGUCUGUGAAGACAGAGGCUUCUAUUUCAGUAGGCCAACCAGCAGGGGUAGCAACCGGCGCAACCAGAACCGUGGGAUCGUAGAGGAGUGUUGUUUCCGUAGCUGUGACCUCAACCUACUUGAGCAGUACUGUGCCAAACCCGCCAAGUCCGAAAGGGACGUGUCGGCCACCUCUCUGCAGGUCAUACCCAUGAUGCCCGCACUAAAACAGGAAGUCCCAAGGAAGCAGCAUGGGACUGUGAAGUAUUCCAAAUACGAGGUGUGGCAGAGGAAGGCGGCCCAGCGGCUCCGGAGGGGUGUCCCCGCCAUCCUGAGGGCCAAAAAGUUUCGGAGGCAGGCAGAGAAGAUCAAAGCCCAGGAGCAGGCAGUCUUCCACAGGCCCCUCAUCAGCCUGCCCAGCAAACUGCCUCCUGUCUUGCUCGCCACGGACAACUAUGUCAACCACAAAUGAGCCCGCUGCCAGCCCGCUGCACAGACAAGAGUUUGGAGGGAUAAAAAAAGACUAGGGGAUUAUAGCUUUGUCUCUGACGUCAUUUCUGUGGCAGUCCUCUUUGACCUCCCCUGCCCUGUCCGAGCCCACCAAUCCCUCCCCCUGCUCUCAUCCACUACUUCUUGACCCCGUGGCCCUUCUCUAAUGCCCCCUUCAACCCCACCUACCCACCCUCCUCAGGCACACAAACAUGCCUUCACAUUCUUCCUGUCUGAACUCUUUCGCUCCCUCUCUCUUUCAGUCACUAACACAAAAGGCACAAACACAAACGAUGAACAAAAAGUUAACAAUUCGGCUGAAUGCAAUUCAGGUGGAUCCUAAGCAAAAGAGAAAAGGGAAGGAAGAAAAGAAGAUGAAAGAGAUCUGUGGUUUGCAAGUGUCAAGAGGACACCCAGCGGAAUGUUUUUUUGUCCUUGUGGAAGACAACUGAAAGUGAAGAGCAGCUUGCAUGAAAGAAUCCAUUCCACAUCAUUUUUCCUGAGGCAAAAAGAAAAUCUCUGUUAGUUCUUUUUCUUAUUAGUUUGCACCUCUACCUAUAAAGGGACUUCCACACUGUAAGGAAUUAUUUUGUAAAAUUAGAUUCCUGUUCCAGCACCUUUUGAUCACAAACAAAAAGCAGAAAAGAGUCUGCAAAAUUGCACAUUGCCACGGAUUACGUCAAAGUAAAGAAAAAAAUGGCACUAUUUUUUUAUGAACAAUGAACGUGUAGCUUAAAAAAAUGUCAUGGUGCUAGCUUUGGGAAUGGACUCAAAGAAGAGGUUGGAAAGCACGUUUUUUUUCUUUGAGUGAAUAUUAAAACUUUCCGUUUUAAGGAAAGUGUGACUUUUGAAAAAAGGAAGAUAACGGAUAUGGGGGAGCUCCUGGCAGUGGCAAUGUCAAGGGGGAAGUGUCAUUGAGAGAAGACAUGGGCUGUGUCGGCAUCUAGGCUCACAGCAAGUGCUAGCGGCUGCUCAUCAAUACCUUGCCAGCAUAAAGCGGCAAGGGGGACCGGAGACCCAGUCCCUGUUCCUCCUGUCCCAGACACAGGGACCAGUGUGAGGACACAUAUGGGACACAGCGGACCGCCUGGAUUGAGACAGUACUACAGUUCUGGGACAGUACUUCCUGUUUGCCAUGGCUUUGCAGACUGCUCUGACAGGAAGUAACAUGGCAUGGACAAAGAGCAAGUGGGAUAAUGAUUAUAUUUUAUUUUGUCUUUUUUCUUUUCAUAUCAAUGUUUUAAUGAAAAAAAGGAAAACCCUGUCAGUUUCUGGUACCGUGUCAUUCCUGUUUUACCAAGUUAGGCUUUUAUUUUUGUUUCCAUGGUUGUUGUUAUGAUGUUAUUUUACAGUUCUAAAGAAAGGCACAAAAUUUAAAUUCAAAGGGAAAAAAACAGCAAUAAUGUCAACUAACAUUUUAUUUUUAUUGUAUAUCAGUAGUAUUCACAUGCUUUUGCCUGAAAACAAAUACUUGAAUAUAUAUA
Messenger RNA from Cyclopterus lumpus (lumpfish), 2272 nucleotides. It is a transcript of the gene igf2b, whose product is annotated as insulin-like growth factor 2b. NCBI's taxonomy places the organism in Eukaryota, Metazoa, Chordata, Actinopteri, Perciformes, Cyclopteridae. The transcript is spliced from 4 exons. Gene Ontology annotation, molecular function: growth factor activity; hormone activity. The record is from RefSeq and is a predicted model, not a curated record. The coding region runs from base 124 to 771 and encodes 215 amino acids. Gene Ontology annotation, cellular component: extracellular region.